CCUCUUGUCCAUUGUACCGCGACAGUCGACCGUACUACCUUCGCGGGCGAAGUACGCCGUAACACGGCCGAACGACUUCACAUUACGCGCGGAAAAAAUCGUAAACAAAAACUAACAAACUAAAUGGUUCAGCUACCAAUAAAAAAUAUAGGUCAAAAAUAGAUCAGCCUGUAUGGAGCGCGCGUUGUAGUUCGAAUUUUGAAAAGUGCGCGGUUUUUAAGUUUAGUUUUUUUUUUAUUUAAUUUCGCAGUGAAAAUGGGUUUGAAGCCGGAAGAUGAUAAGAGGCCGAGCAAGUUGGCGAUUAUGGAUGAUGUUUCGGAUACACCACGCGGUUUCGGAACACGGCACUUCGUCACUUUCAUGUUGUUCCUCGGCAUGGCCAACGCCUACGUCAUGCGGACCAACAUGUCCGUGGCCAUCGUGGCCAUGGUCAACCACACGGCGCUGCCAACAACCCACGAGGCCACGGACGACGAGUGCGGCGUGGAUACUAGGAAUUCCACUGUGACAUUGCAAGACGGAUCAUUUGUAUGGAGUUCCACUCUGCAGGGCUACAUCCUGUCUUCGUUCUUCUACGGAUACGUUAUAACACAGAUCCCGUUUGGAAUUUUAUCAAAGAGGUUUGGAGCUCGUUGUUUCCUCGGAGUUGGCAUGUUGAUCAACUCGGUCUUCGGCUUACUAGUGCCCAUUGCGGCUGAGAAAGGCUACCAGUGGCUCAUCUUGGUCCGUUUCAUCCAGGGUCUUGGUGAGGGUCCUAUAGUGCCGUGCUCUCACGCCAUGUUGGCCAAGUGGAUUCCACCCAACGAGAGGAGUAGAAUGGGAGCCGCUGUAUACGCUGGAGCACAAUUCGGCACGGUCAUCUCAAUGCCGCUAUCCGGUCUCCUGUCCGAAUACGGCUUCUCUGGCGGCUGGCCGUCCAUCUUCUACGUGUUCGGUCUCGUGGGCACCGUGUGGUCACUGGCCUUCUUGUUCCUGGUGUCUGAAGAUCCGGAGCACUGUCCCAAGAUUAAAGAGGCUGAGAAGAAGUAUAUUCUCAGUUCGCUGUGGGGCGCUGCUGGGUCUAGCUCACCACCGAUCCCGUGGAGCAAGAUCCUGCUGUCGAUGCCGUUCUGGGCGAUCAUGCUGGCGCACAUGGGCCAGAACUACGGCUACGAGACCCUGAUGACGGAGCUGCCCACCUUCAUGCGGCAAGUGCUGCACUUCUCCAUCAAGGAUAACGGCUUCGUAUCCGCCCUACCGUACCUGUGCAUGUGGCUGUUCUCCAUGUUUAUCUCCGUGGUGGCCGACUGGAUGUUGUCCAGCGGACGCUUCAACCACACGCAAGUCAGGAAGAUCAUCAACAGUAUUGGUGAAUACGGCCCCGCUAUCGGCCUCUUCAUCGCCGCAAACACAGGUUGCGACAAAUCCGCCACCGUCGCCAUCCUGGCCAUCGGUGUCGGUCUCAACGGUGGUAUCUACUCUGGAUUCAAGGUGAACCACUUGGACAUCUCGCCGCGCUUUGCCGGCAUUCUGAUGGCGUUCACCAAUUGUCUCGCCAACUUGACGGGUCUUUUGGCGCCUAUUGUCGCUGGAUAUAUCAUUGAGGGCAACCCAUCGCAAGCUCAAUGGCGCAAAGUAUUUUACAUCGCCGGGGGCAUCUACAUAGUCGCGGCUACCUUCUUCAACGUGUUCGGUUCCGGCCGAAGACAAGAGUGGGACAAUCCUGCCGAGGACGCGGCCCUGGCCCAGAAGGCGGCUGACAAGAAACAAGCCAAGCAAGACAAGAAAAUGGCGAAAGACAGUAGUGAAGCUGAGACGGCGCAGUGAGAGUUCAAAAUGGCGGAUUGCGUUAGAGUUGCCAGUUAAAAAACAAGUGAACAGUUUAAAACUGUUCAUAUUUGUAUUUUCAUAUGUUAUAAUUUUAGCAUCUAAGCCGUAAAUAAAGAAAGCAACUUUAUCGCAAUUCGGACCGUAACUUUAGUGAAUGACAUUAAAUUUAAAAAAUUAGGUAAAUUAAGAUUCGAUUGUUUCCCGCAGAUUUUAGGGUUGUGUAAGUUCUACCCGAUAUGAGUUUAUUUUUUGUUUACCUUUUUUUACUUUCUGAUAGAAAUAUAAAUUUAUUUUACCGUCCCUGUACACUAUUUUAUGCAUUCAAUCCGUUGAUAUACUUAGUACCUAACGUUUAAUUGUUCGAUAAACUGUAAAUAAAUAUGUAUUAUAAAGUACGUAAACGUCUCUUAUUGUAUUUUCAAAAACAAAAUACUUAAAGAGAUGCACAUUAAACUAGGCUGUGAUAUUACAUAACAGGAAUUUGAAUAUUUUGCAAUGUUUUCAAGCUCAAUUCGUAUCGUUGUUGUUUUUCAAAUAUCUCGACAACUUAUAUCGGGUGAACGAAAAAAAGGAAAACGCUAUUUAUUUAUUAUUACGUAACCUAGUAUUGUUAAUAUAGUUAAUAAAAGCUUGAAGAAUAUAAGAGACGAGUGAAAGGUGAAUAUGGGUCCAACUAGCUGGUCUACAUGAGAUUUCAUUCAAAAUACAUAGAUAGGUACAGCUCGGUAAAAAAAAGAGUAGAAAUUAAAAAGUGGCAACACUGUAGUGUCGUCCCGUUCAAACCAAUUUAUAUAAGAAAACGGGACGACACUAGUGUUGCCACUUUUUAAUUUCUACCCUUUUUUGCCAAGCUGUACAUGUUAAAUGCAAAAAGUGAUUUUUCAAUUUGUAUUUUGAAUGUAAUUACUGUCAUAUUACUACAGAUGAUUGGGUUAUAAUGCGUUUAUACAAUUUUAUUAUAUUUUUCGCUAUUCAAGAACUGACUGUAUGACGUCAAGAAGAAACGCAGAGAUAAGUUUAUCAAUCAAUUGUAGUAAUAAUGAAAAUCUGUUGUACAAUUUAUUGAAUCGUUACCGUCCCAGCCAGUGACAUUGUAGGGUCUGUGCGGAAAGAGAAGAGUCGUACAGCUUGGCAAAAAAGGCAAGGCACUUUUUAAUUUCUACUCUUUUUAAGUACUCUUCUAAGCUGUAGAAUGGCCUUCCCUUCAUUUCACGACUCUUCUCUUUCCGCACAGACUCUAUCUAUAUGUAUAAUUCCCUCGCAUUAAAAUUAGUCAAUGGGUAAUUUCUAUAAAAAGUUUUUACCUACUACCUACCGCAGAGUAUUCCUUUCUCGCUACCGAGUUAUUUUAUUAUGUCAACGUAACGUAAACCUUAAAGAUCAAGUUGAAAAUUAACGUGCCUUGAAAACAGCAAUCUAAGAAGACGCCAUCUAGCAGUGAACAGUAGAAACUUUGUUGACGUUUCAUGGCGUUCGUAUCAUGGCGGCACGAUUUUUUUGAAUUCUGUUAGAGUUAGACCAAGAAUAUUCUGCAAAAUGUACCAUGAUUGUAAAAUUUGUAAAGGUGCCAUUACUUGUUUCAUCAUUUCGGUAUUAGAAUUAACAUUCAUCGUAAUAUUUGUUUAUCGUUUGGCAAAAUUGGCAUACCUACCUACAUUUCUAAUUCCUAAUUCGUGUGCCAAACGUGUUGUAAGUUUAUUUUUUCAUUUUCACUGUUCGUUGGAAGCGAAUAUUGUUGCGUUAGAUAAGUCGUUGUUUAUGAAUAAGUAAAUGUAAUAUAUUACGGCAUUAGUUUAGUCUCUUGUGACGUCAUUUGACGCUGUACGCCCAGAGCUAUUGUGAUUGUAUUUUAUAUUUUAAGUUGUAACGUAGUAAAGAAAAUACUGGCCAUUAACAAAAGGAAACUGUUUAAGGUGCAGUAAUUUCAGCCAGCAGUUAUUGAAAAAUAUAGAUGGUCAAGCAAAUCUUGUUAGUAGAAAAAAACGCGAAAUUCAAAUUUUCUAUGAGACGAUAUCCCUUCGCGCCUACAUUUUUCAAAUUUGCCGCCUUUUUCUACUGACAAGAUCUGCUUGACCAAGUACCUAUACUAGCGCUUUUACAGAUCAUAAUACGAUUGCCAAAAAAUAUGAAUAGCAAUCUUGAGGCCUGUCUCUAAACUUCAUCGAUUUAAAAUCUGUUUAAACAUAAACAUGUUUAACAUUUAUCGCUCAAUGGAAAAUAUCACGAACAUAGGUGUAAAACUCACCAUUAAAAAUUUGUAACUAUGUUAGCACCAAAACAUGAAAAUUGCUUCUAAAAAUUCGUAAUAUUAUUUGUACCCAACUCAUCGAUUACUUUUCUUUGUUAAAAAUAACUAUUCACUAACAUGAGACAUGGGGCACGCACGGCUGUCUGCUCAGUGCUCAGCGGAGAAGGUCCUGAACUCACUGCACAUUAAAAAUGUAACACCAAAUGGCCAGUGUUUAUUAAAAUAAAUAUGAACUCUUAGCGCCGUUUGCACCAUCCCACUAUCCCGGGGGUUAACCGAUAAAACCUGGAGUUACCAUAGUUACCAGUACAAUUUGACACUGGGUUAACGGUUUAACCGGUUAUCCCCGGGUUAGUGGGAUGGUGCAAGUGGCGCUUAAAGGAAUAAACGAUUUUAAAAUUAUAUUCUGGCAAACAGUUAUGUAAACUUUUUGAAAUUCGCGCCUUUCUGUAGUAACGGAAAUGAUUGGCCAGAUUAUAAGUAUUCUGUGAUUUUGUCAGAGACAAGUGCUUGUGCCUUCGAUUAGGACCAUAUUGUUCGUAUUCCAAUUUUCAAAUCCUAAAGAAACAAAUGCCUUACAAAAUCCACAUUUUAAAAAAGUUAUCUCUAUUAAAAUAAAUUCUUUGAUACAUUAAAAAGUAUAAACUGUAAA
Molecule: messenger RNA, 4709 nt
Organism: Cydia fagiglandana
Lineage: Eukaryota; Metazoa; Arthropoda; Insecta; Lepidoptera; Tortricidae
Gene: Picot
Product: putative inorganic phosphate cotransporter
Exons: 11
Coding region: 256-1806 (516 amino acids)
Biological process (GO): monoatomic anion transport; transmembrane transport
Cellular component (GO): membrane
Molecular function (GO): transmembrane transporter activity
Source: RefSeq, a predicted model, not a curated record